Messenger RNA from Mugil cephalus (flathead mullet), 3128 nucleotides. It is a transcript of the gene aldh1a3, whose product is annotated as aldehyde dehydrogenase 1 family, member A3. Lineage: Eukaryota; Metazoa; Chordata; Actinopteri; Mugiliformes; Mugilidae. The transcript is spliced from 13 exons. The record is from RefSeq and is a predicted model, not a curated record. Gene Ontology annotation, molecular function: aldehyde dehydrogenase (NAD+) activity. Bases 83 to 1618 code for a protein of 511 amino acids.
AUAAAAAGCCUGUGGCCCGACGGACUGAGAGAGUAGACGGAGCAGACAGACUGACCCUGGACUGUACUGCUGACCCAGAACCAUGGCACAGAACGGAACCGCGGAGAACGGAGUGUCAGAGGGGAUCCCUGCUUUGCCUUUCCCUCAGCCUGUCAAGAUCCAAGGCAUCAGGCACACCGAGAUUUUCAUCGGAAAUGAGUGGCACACAUCCAGCAGUGGAAGGACGUUUCCAACAUUCAACCCAGCGACAGGUGUCAAACUCUGUGAUGUGGAAGAAGCAGACAAAGAAGAUGUGGACAAGGCGGUGGAGGCAGCCAGAGUUGCCCAGCAGAGAGACUCUCCUUGGCGGAGAAUGGACACGUCCAGUCGCGGGAGGCUCCUCAACAAACUGGCCGAUCUGAUGGAGAGGGACCGGCUCCUGCUGGCGACUCUGGAGACUUUGGACACAGGGAAGCCCUUCUUGCAGUCCUUCUUCAUAGACUUGGAAGGCAGCAUCAGAACCCUCCGUUACUAUGCAGGUUGGGCAGACAAAAUUCAUGGCAAGAGUCUGCCUGUAGACGAAAGCUUCAUGUGUUUAACCAGACAUGAACCUGUUGGUGUAUGUGGAGCCAUCAUUCCAUGGAACUUUCCCCUGCUGAUGUUCGUGUGGAAGAUAGCACCGGCUCUGAGUUGUGGAAACACUGUGGUCAUGAAGCCAGCAGAGCAGACCCCGCUCACAGCCCUCCAUGUUGGAUCGCUCAUCAAAGAGGCGGAGUUCCCUCCUGGAGUUGUGAACAUCGUCCCAGGGUUUGGCUCCACAGCUGGGGCAGCCAUUGCCAGCCACAAGGACAUUGACAAAGUAGCCUUCACUGGCUCCACUGAGGUGGGACAGAUGAUCAAAGAAGCGGCAGCUAAAAGUAAUCUAAAGAGGGUGACACUGGAGCUGGGUGGCAAGAACCCCUGCAUUGUGUUUGCUGACUGUGACUUGCAGGUGGCUGUGGAGGAAACCCAGAAGGGAGCAUUUUAUAACCAGGGUCAGUGCUGCACGGCUGCAUCACGUGUCUUUGUGGAGGAAAGUAUUUAUGAAGAGUUUGUGCGCCGCAGCGUCGAAAACGCCAAGACGAUUGUCAUCGGAGACCCGCUGGACCCCCAGACAUCACAUGGACCACAGAUUGAUCAAGAGCAGUUUGACAAAAUCAUGGAUCUAAUAGAGAGUGGAAAAAAGGAGGGAGCCACGCUGGAGUGUGGAGGUGGAGCCGUGGGUGAAAAGAGCCUCUUCAUUCAACCCACCAUCUUCUCUGGAGUCAAAGACCACAUGCGCAUCGCCAAGGAAGAGAUCUUUGGUCCAGUGCAGUGCAUAUUCAGCUUUAAGAGCCAGCAGGAGGCUAUAGAAAGAGCAAACAACUCACAGUACGGCCUGGUGUCAGCCGUCUUCACAACAAGUAUGGACAGAGCUCUGUCUGUGUCUGCAGCUCUGGAGACUGGCACUGUCUGGAUUAACUGCUACAACGCCCUUCAUGCCCAGACUCCCUUUGGCGGGUAUAAGAUGUCAGGCAAUGGACGAGAGCUUGGAGAGUAUGCUCUGGCCGAGUACUCUGAAGUGAAAACGGUGACCAUCAAACUGAGGGAAACCAUAUAAGAAGAACUGGGAAAUUCCUUGUUCCCUGCACUUCCCAUCACAUCAGGCCACAUCUCAAUUCUCCCACAUACAAUGGUCAUGCUCACUAUGCAGGCAGCAGGGUUGGGCCAAUAUAUCAGUCUCCCUGUUGAAACAUUUAAGGAGAAAGGAUUUUACUCAACAAUAAUUAAUUUCCCAAUAUAUAUAUAUAUUUUUUUUUUCUGGUGACCCCUUAGGACGACUUUGUGAUUUGAAAAUCAGGAAAGUGCUUAGUUGGUGUAUUUCUAGUUCAUCCAAUCCAAGCAUACAAUUAAACAAAUUUGAAAAAUUAAGACUCCAGUAAUAAAGCCAUAAUCAGUCACUAUUUAUUUGGUUUAAAUUAAGCAAUUAAUUUGGUUGAUAUUCCAGAUUUAUGGACUGAGAAAAUACAAAAACCUCCUAGGGCCUACAUCAGACAAUGGAGUUUGCUUAUUUGUCAUGGAGCUGGUUCACUUGUCAUUAGAAAGUGUUGCAUGUGUGGGGUAGAUAGUAGCUGCUGUCUCUGUUAGACUUCUCCUGGUUGGUGAACUUUAACCUCUCCCAGUGGAUGCUGUCAGUGUGUUUGGUCUGCUGUUUCCAGGAAGCUCAUGUUGUCUGUUUUCUGCUGUUUCAUCCAGACUCCUGUCCCCGACCUAGUCUGCACCUCUGUUUUUGUUCCAUGCUCACUUGUUUAGAGUUCCUGAAAAAGUGUGGGACUAAAGAAAGGGUUGACUAAACAAUUUGUUAUUAAGUGACAAAUGCCACAUAAAUAAAUAUACAUUUUUGGCAAAAAUAUUCCAAAUAUUCAGUGAAAACAUUCAAAUGCGCUAUCCAGUGGAGAGAAUGAUAAUUGUCUUUUAGCUGAAAAUUUUUAGUGUUGUUGUGUUCCAGGGCCCAUAAGCAAAACUCAGUGAGUCCGAUGUGUUUGUUCUAACACAGGAAACGUAAUGGAAGUAGAUGCAAGAAAAUGGAACUGGUGUCAGGCCCUCUCUCUGGGGUUGUUUUCUGCCAUGUGAACUGCAUGGAUGUCUCUCAAUUUAAGAGUGUUAAAAAUAUUCCUGCUGUUAAAAUGUCACAACUGCCUUUCAAUCCCUAAAAGACGAUUAAUUUCAGGGCAUAUACAUGUGAUUUAAUUUGUUCAAAUGAUUUCCAUUCAUUUGGGACGUGGGGCAAUACAAGAACGUCAGAGAAAACAAAUACUGUUUAUUUAUGUAAUUGCUGAGUAACAGAUGUAUGCCACUACACUUUUUGUUUCUAACCUGGUGUGAUCUAAUAUGAAUUAUCUCUGCUGAGGAGAAUGUGCCUUUCCUUUCAAAUAUUGGAAGGAACUCUAUUUCCUGUCCCAGAUAAGGUAAUAUUUACCUUGCCAGUAACAUUUUAGUACUGUGAUAGCAAUAAUGUUAGGGCCACUUAUGAUUUUUUUUUUCUCACAUACUGUCUAUGUUUUGAAUGGAAAACAGGUUUCUCUGUAAUUUUGUACUUAAAUAGUUUGGAAUAAAGAAACUCGACUAUC